AAUUUCCCACAUUUUUCUAAGUAAAAAACCUCUGCAAAACCCUAACUACAAACUCCACACAGUUCCGGACGAUUUUCUGAGGACAAAUGCCGGGACGUCUGUCGAGUUCCGGCGACAGCGUCGUUCCGUUUUCAUCAGAAGUGAGAGAUCCAGUAGUAUACCAUAUUCAACAUGGAGUAAAACCCCCAAUUUCUCGUCUAUCAAUUGCUUGGUCUCGUGGAAAUUGCCUUCGCGUAUCGUUUUUCAGACCGGAAUUAGAUGAAGAAGAAGUUGGUGGUAAAGUUGUGGAAGUGAAAUUAAGUAGUGGAGAUGAGGAAUUUGAUGAUUCUCAGAAAAGAAAAAUUGCUUAUGGAUCUGUUUCUCCAUUUGCUGUUUUUCAAAAUCAGAAGAACUCGAUUCUAGCAAUGUCUAAAAUGGCUUAUCAUAUAGACUGGUCGCACCAAGUUAUGGAAUAUAGCAGAGAUGUAAAAUCUCUUCUAGGUUAUCCCAGUACAACUCCAAGUUCAGUCAUAGAUGACCCAAGAACAGUUUUGAAGACUGGUGAGAAGCCAACCUGUUUGAAAGCUGCGUGGGAGCUUUUAGAAAUCUUUUAUGCAGACAAGCAGUCUCAUGCAUGGCUUCCAGAAUGCCUUGUCGAUUGGUUAGCAGAUUAUGACAGCCUCUUGUCCGCAUCAGAGGUUACUGUUCAUUCAAAGCUUGUGGAUCUUCAAAAUCAAUUAGUUAAUUUUCAGGCAGUUGAGGACGAUCGUAAUUACUGGGAAGGAGUAUCUUCAGCACUUUCAGUAGGUUGGUUUGAUACUGCGGUGAAACUGUUGAGAUUGCAUGGCUCAUAUCAGGUUGAUCAGCUUGGAAAUCGUGAGACAGAAAACGGUCUGGUGGAAGCUGUUGCUGUCCUUAUCUCCAAAAUGCCACGUAUGCGACCUGAGCUAUCAAAGAGAGGAUUGGGUGAAUGCUUUAAAACAAAGCCCGACUUUAUGAAGGCAUGGGAGAAAUGGCGAGGUCAUAUAUCUAAACUGGAAUGCAGUGCAUUCUGGAUUCAAUGUGAUCACCAACAGACCAGGGAUGGAUUAAGGAAUCUCUUGCAGAUCAUGUUGGGAAACACUAACAGUCUCGAAGCAGCAACAUGUAACUGGAUGGAGCUCUAUGUAUCUAACUUCCUCUACAUCAGGCCAUUCACAAUGGGUUUGGAAGGAAUGUACACCUUAGCACAAAAAUGCAUGCAGUUGAGACCAAUGUCUAACACUCACAGGCUGAUGGGGCUCAUCUUUGGAAUUCUCGGGGAGAAUAUUGAGGUUGUUUUAGCCGAAUGCUCUAGAGAAUUUGGCCUCUGGAUGGUUGCCCAUGCUAUAGAGUUGUUGACCGCUGGAAGCAAUCAGGCAGAAAUGCUCUUACAUGAAGAGCGUCAUAACUUGGGAGGAAUCAGCAUAGAGGAGCUACAUCGACUUGUCUAUGCUCAAGUGCUAGCUUCUCAUGCUUUAACUUGGCAAAUUGCUCCAGUCUAUUUGAUGUCAUGCAUGAAGCAAGGAAUAGCAUUGCUGGAGAUUUUAUUGUACAAGCAACCUGUACAACAUAACCGAAUGCUCCUUAAGAGUCUAGAGAUUUGUCGCAUGUAUCAACUUGACAGUAUCAGUACAAAUCUUAUGAAGAUAGCGGGAAUAUACCAUUGGAAACAUGGUAGAAAAGGAUUUGGAGUCUUUUGGCUACAACAAGCUGGGGACGAGCUGCGCCUCAGUAGAAUAGCACAACAGUUAUUUGAUUAUGUCGGCAAGUCAAUUUCAGAUGAUAGUUUCAAGCAAUGGGAAGGAAUGAUUGAAUUGUUGAGUUCGGAAGCUAUGAGUGCAGGGGGUCUUGAGUUUCUUCACAAGUAUAGAGAUCUCAAGAAAUCCCUUCAGAAAGUUCGAGAUGGAAUUGCUACUGAUACAGCUAAACAAGCUGUGGAAUCGCUUAUACUGCUGAUGAAAAGUCCUUCCACGCCCCAACGUUUCUGGCUGUCACUUAUGCAUGAUUCGUUAAAGUUGCUAAAUUGGCGGGAACGACCUCUGCUGAAUGUAUCACAAACCAAUCUUUUGUUGAACAAACUUCAAGAGUUAUCUAUGGCAAGGCUGCGUCCAGACUUUUGUGAGACCGAUUUACCACCUCAGACCCUAGGCACCAUCAGACUCGCUUUGGCCACAAAUCUUGGACGUGCAAUUUUGGAGGAGUGAUGAUUGUUAAUCCCUGUUAUGUACAGCUUCUGUUACGUAUAAUAUGUAUGUGCCAAUAUUGUUAUCUUUUUCCUGUUUCCAGUUAUACUAUAUAGACUUCAUGAUGUGUACACAUCCCGAUAAACUUCAUCUAGAAAACCUGAUUAUCAAACCUUUUUGUUGAGAUAUACUCCCUCUGUUUCAGGAAAAGUGUUACUUUUACAUUUUUAGAGAGUAUUUUUAUCAACAUUGGGGGCCUUUGGGGUCUUGGGAGGUCUCCUUAUCAGAAAAGAUGUUUCUGCUGUUUUUUCCA
Molecule: messenger RNA, 2496 nt
Organism: Papaver somniferum (opium poppy)
Lineage: Eukaryota; Viridiplantae; Streptophyta; Magnoliopsida; Ranunculales; Papaveraceae
Product: nuclear pore complex protein NUP85-like
Exons: 17
Coding region: 87-2204 (705 amino acids)
Biological process (GO): mRNA export from nucleus; protein import into nucleus; positive regulation of DNA-templated transcription
Cellular component (GO): nuclear pore outer ring
Molecular function (GO): structural constituent of nuclear pore
Source: RefSeq, a predicted model, not a curated record